This is a messenger RNA of Eruca vesicaria subsp. sativa (arugula), 495 nucleotides long. The record is from the annotation of a GenBank genome assembly. Lineage: Eukaryota; Viridiplantae; Streptophyta; Magnoliopsida; Brassicales; Brassicaceae.
AUGAAUCUUCCUGUGCCGGGAAACCUAACCCCGGAGCCUGAGCCAAACGCUAAACCGGUUUUACAGAGCGAGGAAUCCUCAACCGCAACGGUGGAACCUCCCUCUCCCAGAAACCCUAACCCACCUGAUCUCAACACAACGGAAGCAGUAACUGAAGAAUUCAAUGCGAAAAAUCCACUCCGUGAGAACGACUUGCAAGAAAAGAAUGAACAGCUUUCGGCAGAGCCUGUUGUGGAGGAGAAUGAUAGUGACAUGAUCGUCGUUACAACAGGAUGGGUAAUGAGAUAUCAGAAGCAACCAGAUGAGAUAGCACAAGAUGCAGUCGAUCUCUUGUUGAAACAUUCUGUAGGACAUCAAGAAAUUAGUAAAAGUGAAGAAAGUGGCCCUAGUAGAAAGAAAAACAAAAACAAGACCGAUUAUGAUUCAUCAUGGGUACCUCCUCAAGGACAAUCUGGUGAUGGACGGACUUCUCUGAAUGAUCGUUUUGGAUACUGA